UAAGUACCCCUAAACGCGAACUGUCGCGCAUUUGGACCCGCCCCCCUAUCUGAUUCGAUCUCUGAUUUCUCUUCUAAUAACGGUCACUUUUAAUGGCUAUGAGGGCGUCGUCCCGUUUUUGGGCCGACCUUUUUCCGUUCAUCUUCCUCGCUGCAACCCACUUAGGAGCAGCCGCGAGAGAGUGGACAACGGCGGCCGCGAGCGGCGGAGGGGUGGCGGUGGAGCUGUGGUGUGUGGCGAAGAACAACGCGGAGAACGCGGCGCUGCAGAGCGCCCUGGACUGGGCGUGCAGCUCCGGCGGCGCCGACUGCGGCCCCGUCCAGCAAGGUGGGCCGUGCUAUGACCCCGCGGACAUACAGAAAACGGCGUCGUAUGCCUUCAAUGAUUACUUUCUCAAGCACGGCUUGACGCCCGACAGCUGUAACUUCGAUGGCUGCGCCGCUCUCACCUCCCUGAACCCCAGUCAUGGAAGCUGCAAAUUCCCAUCCAGCUUUGCAGUGAACAAUGGAAGCCUCACUGGAUCACCGGCAACAAUGGGAUAUACCCCUGCAACUGCGGAUAUUAAUGGAGGGCAUCUCUCCGCUGGUUCCUGGCCUUGGCCCGUCAUCGCCAUCCCUUUCUUCUCUGCAAUUCCGCUGAUCUUUUGAUGAUUCUAAAGGCAGGCCAAUCUUGCUGAUAUAUAUUUAUGAAUCCCACGAGCGAUUGAGGCAAAGUUUUUGGCCAGAGAAGUCAUAUAUUAGGCACUCAUUAGAUUAGAAUUAUCAGAAUCGGCGAUCAAUCCAGCUUCUGAUAUAAGUUAAGUUGGGGAUAUACUGUUGUAAACCAUCUGUGUGGUAUGUAUGGGGGGUACUCUUAUUUUUACAGUGUUCAAUUGGAAUCUGGCAUGAGUUAAAAUUUAUAGUA
Messenger RNA from Diospyros lotus (date-plum), 903 nucleotides. RefSeq names its product PLASMODESMATA CALLOSE-BINDING PROTEIN 5-like. NCBI's taxonomy places the organism in Eukaryota, Viridiplantae, Streptophyta, Magnoliopsida, Ericales, Ebenaceae. The record is from RefSeq and is a predicted model, not a curated record. The transcript has 3 exons. Bases 93 to 647 code for a protein of 184 amino acids.